Molecule: messenger RNA, 972 nt
Organism: Striga hermonthica
Lineage: Eukaryota; Viridiplantae; Streptophyta; Magnoliopsida; Lamiales; Orobanchaceae
Source: the annotation of a GenBank genome assembly
AUGGCGUUCAACCUGAUGGGGAACAUGAUGCUGUCGAGGGACCUGCUGAAUGCCAAGGAUCCCGAGUUGAGGCAGUACUUCGACUGCGUGAACCGGGCAUUGGAGCUUGAGGGGACCCCCAACAUAGCCGACUACCUGCCGUGGCUCAAGUGGAUUGACCCAGCCGGGAUGAAGCGGGAGAUGAAGAGGCAUAUGAGUGUCGCGAUGCGAAUAACGUCUAGGUUCAUCCAGGAGAGGCUGGACGAGCGCAAGGCGGGGAAAGCUCGGGAGAGGAAGGAUUUUCUCGACGUGCUGCUCGAGUACGAGGAGGAUGGGAAGGAUAGGAUUACCAAGAAGAAUAUCAACAUCGUUCUCACGGAAAUGUUGGCAUCGGGAUCCGAGACCACAAGCAUCAGCAUCGAGUGGGGAUUAGCGGAGCUCCUGCGAAGCCAGCACACAUUCAAGAAGGUCCGAGAGGAGCUGGACCGGGUCGUGGGCAUGGACCGGCGGGUCGAGGAGAAGGACAUCGAGAACAUGCCUUACCUGCAAGCGGUCGUUAAGGAGACCUUUCGCCUCCACCCAGUGGCGCCAUUGCUGCUCCCCAGGAAUACCAAAGAGGACACCAACUACAUGGGAUACCGUAUCCCCAAAGACACCCAGGUGUUUGUCAAUGUGUGGGCCAUUGGGCGCGACCAAGAGGUCUGGCCCGACCCGCUCGAGUUCAGGCCCGAGAGGUUCCUCGGCUCCAACAUUGAGUACAAUGGGCAGCACUUUGAGUUGAUCCCUUUUGGGUCGGGGCGGAGGAUCUGCAUUGGGUACCAGCUGGCCCGUCGGACGGUCCACCUGGCUAUGGCAACCCUGGUUCAGUCAUUUGAUUGGGAUCUCGGGCCAGGCAUCAAGCCCGAGGACAUUGACAGGGAGGAACAAUUGGGGUUGACCCUUAGGAAGAAGAAUCCGCUGUUUGUGAUCCCGACUAAGCGCAUAAAUGGUUGA